Messenger RNA from Sinocyclocheilus rhinocerous, 1655 nucleotides. RefSeq names its product sialin-like. NCBI's taxonomy places the organism in Eukaryota, Metazoa, Chordata, Actinopteri, Cypriniformes, Cyprinidae. Gene Ontology annotation, cellular component: apical plasma membrane. Gene Ontology annotation, biological process: transmembrane transport; monoatomic anion transport. The transcript has 11 exons. The record is from RefSeq and is a predicted model, not a curated record. The coding region runs from base 1 to 1620 and encodes 539 amino acids. Gene Ontology annotation, molecular function: transmembrane transporter activity.
AUGAUACAGUAUUUUACAUUAUCUAUAGUGCUUGGACAUUUUCAGCAAGGUGCUACAAGAGGUUUGGGCUUCCCGGUAGAUACAGUUGACCUCCAACACUACAAAAGGGGUUACUCCAUUAACUCGAUUGCAGACGACCAAGACAGUGACACUGCACCACUUUUAGAGAAGGAAGUGGAAAAAAUCACAGUGCCUCCCAAAUGCUGCUCUGUACGAUGCAAUCUGGCUGCUAUGAUGUUCUUUGGCUUUGCGGUGGUCUAUGGUCUACGUGUAAAUCUCAGUGUUGCUAUGGUUGCUAUGGUUAAUGGAACCAAUGACCAGUCGUCAUCCAAUAGCAAUAUAUCAAUCGAGUGUCCAGUACCCACCCAUACACUUGACAACAACAGCCAAAGUUCAGAACAGCCAGAAGGGAUUCCAAGAUACUCGUGGGAUUCCAAGACGCAGGGAAUGCUGCUCGGUGCUUUCUUUUUUGGAUACCUGUUUACUCAGAUCCCGGGAGGCUACCUAUCAGGUCGCUUUGGAGGAAGCCUGUUCCUUGGUGGUGGUGUGCUUGGAACAUCCGUCCUCACUCUCCUCACUCCACUGUCAGCACAACUUGGAGCCAAGUGGCUGUUUGCCUUGCGUGCACUGGAGGGAUUUGGGGAGGGUGUGACUCUUCCUGCCAUGAUGGCGAUGUGGGCCCGCUGGGCUCCUCCAUUGGAGAGGGCUCGUUUGAUGACGUUCUCAGGUGCAGGCUCUAGCUUUGGUGCUUUUGUGGCUCUUCCUCUCACUGGCUUCAUCUGCCGUAGUCUGGGGUGGCCAGCAGUCUUCUACUCCUGUGGUGGUGCAGGGUGCCUUUGGGCAGUGUUUUGGUUUAUUUUGGUGUCAGAUGAACCCCGAACUCACCCAAGAAUUAGUGACAGAGAGAAACAUUACAUAAUUAACUCAAUAGGUUCACAGGGGAUGCCACAUGGUUGGUCAGUGCCUGUAUUAUCUAUGCUGUUCUCUGUGCCUGUUUGGGCCAUAAUCAUCCCCCAGAUGUGCGGUAACUGGUCUUAUUAUACUCUCCUCACCUCACUUCCUACCUACAUGGACACUGUGCUCCACUUUGAUUUGCAACAGAAUUCAUUCCUGUCUGCUCUGCCAUAUCUGGCUGACUGGCUUUUCUCAGUGGGCUCAGGUGUGCUGGCAGACAACCUCCUGGAGAGGGAGCUCCUAAGUGUCACAGCUGUCCGAAAAAUCUUUACUUUCAUUGGUCUGUUUCUACCUGCUGUUUUCCUGCUCGCUGUAGGCUUCACGGGUUGUAGCGGUGUGUUGGCCGUGACUUUUCUCACUUUUUCCAGUGCACUCGAGGGUUUCAGUGCUGCUGGUGUCUACAUUAACCAGAUUGACAUUGCUCCACGGUAUGCAGGUACACUUCUAGGAAUCACAAACACUUUUGGGAUGAUCUCUGGUGUUCUUGCACCAAUUGUAGUGGGUUACUUGACCAGAGAUCACUCAGUUACAGGAUGGAGACAUGUGUUCUGGUUGUCAGCAGGGGUGAGUGCCUUUGGAGCCAUCUUUUACGUGAUCUUUGGCACUGGAAAGAUUCAGAGCUGGGCUAGGACAGAUGAGGAGUCAGACACAGAUAUACACAAUUAAACAUUCCAGUUGACCAAUUCAGCAGGAUAUGAGGA